Messenger RNA from Fusarium odoratissimum NRRL 54006, 1243 nucleotides. Its product is annotated as chitinase. The transcript has a single exon. Gene Ontology annotation, biological process: carbohydrate metabolic process. NCBI's taxonomy places the organism in Eukaryota, Fungi, Ascomycota, Sordariomycetes, Hypocreales, Nectriaceae. Gene Ontology annotation, molecular function: chitinase activity. The record is from RefSeq and is a predicted model, not a curated record. Bases 63 to 1097 code for a protein of 344 amino acids. Gene Ontology annotation, cellular component: extracellular region.
CAACAAGCUCCAAGAAUGCCAGCUCAUCCUCAUCAUCAACAACCUCACCGAACAAAUACACGAUGCCCCCUCUUCCCCCUUCCGCCAACCCUUUACCACGGCUGAUCACAUAUUACCAAACUCAUCAUGACUCCUCGGGAAAUCUCAUCUCACCCCUCUCUCUCAUCACACAACCCGGUAUCGCCAUAACCCACGUCAUUGUCGCCGCCAUUCACAUCAACGAUGAUCCUCAAAAGAUCACGCUCAAUGAUUAUCACCCAUCUCACCCCAUUUUUCAGACUAUGUGGGCUGAACUACGUGUACUGCAAGCCUCAGGUGUGAAGGUGAUGGGCAUGCUGGGUGGUGCUUGUAAGGGCAGCUAUGCACGCCUGGAUGCCGACCAAGAGACAUUUGAUCGGUACUAUGGUCCCGUGAAAGACAUGAUUCGAGAGCGCGGUCUGGACGGCCUGGAUCUGGAUGUCGAAGAGGAGAUGACCCUGGGAGGAAUUGUGCGGCUGAUAGACCGUCUACGCAGCGACUUUGGGCCAGCUUUCAUCAUCACUCUGGCACCAGUCGCCAUGUCUCUUCUUGACUUCACCAAGAAUCUCAGCGGCUUUGACUACGAGGCUCUUGAAGUGAUGCGCGGACGUGAUAUCGCCUGGUACAACACGCAAUUCUACUGCGGCUGGGGAGAUUGCAGUAAUCCCCUUAUGUACGAUCUCAUGGUCCGCAAGGGCUGGCCACCAGAGAAGAUCGUCAUAGGACUUGUCACCAAUCCUGAGAAUGGAAGCGGCUAUGUGCCGAUGAACCCUCUCAAUAUGGUGCUCACAACGUUGCGGGGCCGAUAUGGAUCGUUUGGAGGAAUCAUGGGCUGGGAGUACUUCAACAGUUUGCCUGGAGGAAAGGAACGGCCAUGGGAGUGGGCCAGGGAGAUGACCAAGUUGUUGAGAGGGCAUUUGUUGUCGGCGCCUGCACAGGCUACACAACCAGUACCACCGGCGGCGGUAGAAAGUGGUUCAAAAGCAAAGAACGAAGACGUUGAUCCAGAUGGACCUGGUGGACAAGAUGCACCAGUGCCAAAACAGUUUGAGUACUACUCGGAUGGGCUUGAUGAUUAGACAUAGAAAGCAACCUGGCCCAGGGACAGAUGGCUUUCACAUUUGCGAGCGAUAGCGACUAUAUAGCCCUUCGCAGUUCACUACGAUAAAACGAAUAGACCUGUGUUAUAGAGGCAGUCCACUUGCGAACAAGGUCGUAUCAUCGC